Juglans regia (Persian walnut) is the source of this 1443-nucleotide messenger RNA. RefSeq lists its product as uncharacterized. The record is from RefSeq and is a predicted model, not a curated record. NCBI's taxonomy places the organism in Eukaryota, Viridiplantae, Streptophyta, Magnoliopsida, Fagales, Juglandaceae. The transcript has 3 exons. The coding region runs from base 1 to 1443 and encodes 480 amino acids.
AUGGCUGAAAAGUUUCUUGCUAAAUUCUUCCCACCUGCAAAAACCGCACAACUCAAGAGUGAGAUUGGUCAAUUAAAACAAAAUGAUUUCGAGUCACUCUAUAAAGCAUGGGAAAGGUAUAAAGAUUUGAUUCGAUGCUGCCCUCAACAUGGAUUGCCGGAUUGGUUGCAAGUUCAGAUGUUCUACAAUGGGCAAACUCAGACCACAGUUGACGCCACUUCUGGUGGAAUUUUGAUGUCAAAGACAGCUGAAGGUGUUACUUAUCUUUUGGAAGAGAUGGCCUCAAGCAACUAUCAAUGGCCAACUAAAAGAACUAGGGCUAAGAAAGUUGCUGGGAUUCAUGAAUUGGAGCCGUUAGCAGCCAUUUCAGCUCAAGUUGCUACUCUAUCUCAUCAGAUUUCAGCUUUGAUAACCCAAAGAAUACCACAAAGUGCAGAAUAUGUUGCAGCUACAAGUAUGACAAUUCCAAGCAAUGAAGCGAGUCAAGAACAAGUUCAAUACAUCAACAAUCAGAACUACAACUAUCGUGGUAAUCCUAUGCCAAAUCACUUUCAUCCAGGGCUUCGAAAUCAUGAGAAUUUGUCUUAUGGAAAUACAAAGAAUGUGUUGCAACCUCAACCUCCUUCAGGAUUUAAUAGUCAAUCAAGCAAGAAGAAGAUGUCACUUGAGAAUGCCAUGAUUUCCUUUGUUGAGGAGACAAAUGCAAAGUUUAAAGAGACUGAUUCACAAUUGGACAACAUUGAGACUCAUUGUAGCAACAUGAGAGCUGCUAUAAAGAAUAUUGAAGUGCAAAUUGGGCAACUAGCCACGACUAUCAAUGCCCAACAAAGAGAAACUUUUCCUAGCAACACAGAAGUGAAUCCAAAUGAGCAAAGCAAGGCCAUCACACUUAGGAGUGGAAGAGAAAUUGAGAAGCCACCGUCAAAGGAAACCAAUUCCACUCCUACUGCUGCAAACAAUGGCCAAAGCAAGAAUAAAGUUGAAGAAGAGGAUGAUACACCAAGAGAGUCUGACAAGCCUCUAGCAAUUUCAUUUCCUGACAAUCCUCCUAUUCUCUCUACUCCACUUCCUUAUCCUCAACAUGCCUUGGAACAAAUGUCAAAUUAUGUCAAAUUCCUGAAGGACAUCAUUUCCAAGAAGAGAAGGUUGGAGGAGUUCGAAACAGUGAAGCUUUUUGAAGAAUGCAAUAUAGAGGAAGAUGAAGAAGUCCCACUAAUUCUUGUCCUACCAUUCUUGGCUACGGGAAGGGCUUUAAUUGAUAUUCAAAAGGGUGAGUUAACAUUGAGAGUGAACAAGGAAGAGGUUAUGUUCAACAUCUACCAAGUCACGAGAAUUCCAGAAGAGCCAAGCACUUGUUUGAGGGUAGAUGUCAUUAAGCAAUGUGUAGAAGAAGCCUUUCAAGAAGAUGCACCAGCUGAUCACUUAGAAAGAGUCUUGCAAUAG